AUAGUGCGUUCGUCUACGCAAAGGCUAUGUGGUUUUGAAAUCUAUUUUGCUUUAAAAUAAUUCGUGCGUGAGAUUAAUAAAUAAAUAGAGUUAAAUUCGCCAGUGAUAAUGUUGGAUUUCCUACAAAAUCCAGUUUUGAAGCAGUAUGCUGCUGUGAUUGUUGUGAACCUAAGCAUCCUCUGCUCCGGCAUGGGGCUGGCAUGGCCUUCCCCGGUGCUGGUGAUGCUGAUGAAUGAGACGGAGACAGUUCUGUCGCGACCCAUCACCGAGGAGGAGGGCUCGUGGAUUGUGUCCAUUGGGUUUCUUGUAGGGAUUUUCGGCAUCGCCAUCCCUGUCUUUCUCGUGGACCGCAUCGGCAGAAAGCGCUGCAUACUCCUCGCAGCGGCUCCAAAGCUAGCAGUGGGUCUGCUGCUGACGCUGGCCAGCGACGUAUGGAUGUUGCUGCUGGGACGAUCGAUCUGCGGCGUCUGCGACUUGCUGGUGUUCAGUGUUGUGCCAAUGUACGCGGCUGAGAUUGCCAGUACCAAAGUCCGCGGCUCCCUGGGCACCAUCCUGCAGAUCAUGUCUUCGCUCGGCAUCGUCAUCAUGCUGUCCAUAGGUCCCUACACCUCGUACGUCACUCUCAACACCAUCUACACCUGCUUCACCGUGAUCACCUUCGCCCCACUGCUGUUUCUGCCGGAGAGUCCUUACUACUUGUAUUCGAAAGGAAGAAACGAGGAGGCCAUCGAACUGCUGACCCAUCUCCGAGGCUCGGAAGCUUUGGCCAAAGAGGAAAUGAAGGAAUACGCCCUCAGCCAGACUGAUGAGAAAGUCAGCAAGAAAGACCUCUUCAAGAACCGAUCAUUUCUUAAGGCUCUUGGGAUAUCCACAGUUUUGGGGAUGGGAUCUCAACUGAUUGGAUUCAACGCAGUAACAUUCUAUCUUCAGACAGUUCUGAAGUCCACACAAACCAGUGUGGCUGAGGAGACAGCGUCAGUUGUGAUAGGCUGUAUACAGCUAUCUGCGAGUUUUGUGACCACUCUUAUAACAGACAGGUUUGGCAGGAAACCGAUCCUGUCAAUCACGCUGGUCGGGAUGACCUUUGGAAUGGUGGGUCUUGGAGCAUUCUUCAAACUUCAGGAGAACGGCUAUCCAAUUUCAGGAUUCUUAAAUUACUUGCCUCUCAUUUCUCUCAUCCUCGUAGUUUUUUGCUUCAGUGCAGGUAUCGGUUCCCUAAUUUGGGCGCUAACAGCCGAACUCUUCGACGGGCCAGCACGAGCCUACGGUCUCUGCAUAUCCUCAAUCAUGUCCAUCAUGUUCGUGUUCCUAACCACCAAAUACUUCGCGAUGGUCUCCACAGCCCUUGGACCACCCACCACGUAUUGGCUCUUUAGCGUAAACUGCGUAAUAUUCUGCAUUUUCAUAGUCUUCUGUGUCCCUGAAACUAAAGGGAAGACUUUUUCUGAGAUUCAAGAAGAAUUGGGCGCCAAAAAGAAGAAAAGUAAAGAGGGAGCGGAGAAAAAUGGUACCAGUAUUAAUGCCAAUGUAUAGAAAGAUAGUAUUUUGUAUGAAAUGUGAUAUUGCUAAGUACUAAGUUGUUUUGUAUAAAUGAUAAUUAAUAUUAUGAUUAAGUGACUAUUAAAAUAAUUAUUUCUAUGAUAAUUAUUAAUGAAUUAUAAUAAAAGUCUGAUUAUUA
This is a messenger RNA of Ostrinia nubilalis (European corn borer), 1678 nucleotides long. Its product is annotated as facilitated trehalose transporter Tret1-like. Gene Ontology annotation, molecular function: transmembrane transporter activity. The transcript is spliced from 7 exons. Gene Ontology annotation, cellular component: membrane. Gene Ontology annotation, biological process: transmembrane transport. The record is from RefSeq and is a predicted model, not a curated record. NCBI's taxonomy places the organism in Eukaryota, Metazoa, Arthropoda, Insecta, Lepidoptera, Crambidae. The coding region runs from base 109 to 1533 and encodes 474 amino acids.